Molecule: messenger RNA, 4755 nt
Organism: Thelazia callipaeda (thelaziosis nematode)
Lineage: Eukaryota; Metazoa; Nematoda; Chromadorea; Rhabditida; Thelaziidae
Source: the annotation of a GenBank genome assembly
AUGGGUUUGGAAGCAGUACCUUGUGUAUUGCGUAGUGCUGCCAGUGAUGGAAACAAUUCGUCAUAUUGUACAAUUGGCUUCUUAAUCCGUCAGUCCACAUCAACCAAUAACACUGCUGUUCAAGCAGUCACGAGCACAACAGUGAAUAGUACAACAUCAAUAGCAGUGGCAUCUGGUAGUGCUCCGAAAUCUCUGCACGUUGUACCUGCAACUAUUCCGAAGCAGUCAGCUAGCCUUGGAACAAGUACACCAAAGUUUGUAGUUCCAAGUGUCCUACGAAUACAGCCUGCACCAUGUGCUUCAACGCAUGUGACAUCUCAACCUACUCAACCAAUAGUACAUCAUCCAGCACCUCCACAACCACCACCAAUACAUCAUCACAUUCCACCGCCACAGCAGCAGCACUGUAAUACCGAUAGUUGGUUACAUUCUGCAUCACAGUCAAAUGUUAAUAAUGCUUCAUUUGAAUCACCCUCACCUCAGGUUGUACCACAAAUGAACGUUAAUGAAUCAUAUGAUUGUCAAAUGCCGUGCACUAGUACAACUAAUUUUUUCCCACCUAUUUCGUCUAUAACGCAGAGCUUUUCAUCAGGCAAAUCCGAUAUUGAUUUGCUUCAGGAAAUGACACAUCAUAUUGAUUUGAAUCCUCCAGUGUUGCAGCGACAGCAGCGGUUACAUGUAACUGAUAAAAAUGAAAUGCGAUUGAUAAAUCAUAACCAUUAUGCUCAACAGCACAAUAGUAGUAGUAAUACUCCACCUCCUCCACCUCAGCAUAAUUAUCACAAUUGUCCUACCAUGUUACAUAUCAGUCCUUCUACUUGCUCUUCAUUGCAAACUAAUUAUCAAACUCAUGUACAGAUAGACACCAAUAGCAGGAUGCAAUCUUGUCAUUACGAAAGCAGUUAUAACGUUGGAACUGAUUGCUCAUCUACAGUGGAUAAUGGAAUUCAGAGUAUCGCUGAUUCUCCACCGGCUGAUCCAUUCACUCCUGCUGUCCCCUCUCCUUCACCAUACAUUUCUCCUCCAUCUAUCAUGCCAAUCACUAACAGAAAUAAAGAACCGCAACUGACAACUAAUAUGACGAACUGUUAUGAUGAUUUUUCUGACAUGCCACGUUUAAUACCAUUCCAUCAAAUGGAAACUGAGGUAGCUCCAAGUUUUACUGAUGAAACAAUAUUGACAACAGAAACGGCAUCGAACAAUGAAAUUGUAGUGGGAAAGAUGAAUACUACUAAAACUAAUGCGUCAUUAGAUGCAGAAAAAGAUGAAAAUCGCGAGCAUAAAACUAAAAUUUCGACAAAUUGUCGAAAAAAAGUCAUGGAAUCAGAUGACAAUAUUCCAAAAAUAGCAAUUACACCAGCAAUGAAUGUUACAGAUUUAGUGGAGCAGUUAAUGUCCCAUAUGGAUCCGGAACAGCGUAAGCAGUUUGCUACUGCUAUUCAAUCAAAAGUUGCUGUUGAGGAUUCCAAUUUUGUUAAUGAUGCUAAUCCUGCUGUUUGUGAUUCCUUAACAACCACUACCAAUACCUUAACAUCUAAAGUUCCCGGUAGUGCGACUGAAAUGCUGAUUGCUACUUCAGCAAGUAAUAAUAACUCUGGCAGUAACGAGAAUGACGGCGCUAUAGAGAAACCUCCUGAGUCGUUACUACAGAAAUGUAAUAAUGAAAUUGAAAUGCUUUCUCAAGAUAGGCAGUCAUGCAGUAAUCAGCCAUCAAGUGAUCAAAUCACUGAAGAAGCAGCUAAACUAAUAAGUCAAGUUGGAAAGAAAAGGCUAGACUCUCGUAAGCGAAAAAUGGGUAGAUGUGCUGAUUUAUCUGAUAAGCUGUACCAGCAGGCAAAAAGGCGGAAAUCUGAAACUUUUAUUGGUGAAAGGAAAGAUAGUCUUCAGCUUGAAUCGUGGUGUGACUUGGAAUUUACUUUGCAAAAUGAUUAUGGAGUGUGUGGUGAAGGAAAAAAGCAAGAAGAACGGGUAGAAUAUAUAUUUGGAAGAGAAAGUAAAAAAUUUGAAGAAACAGAAGUAGUUGGUGGACGAGAGUUUGUUGAGAAUAAAGAAGUUUUUCGGAAAAUUAGGGGCGAAAGUCUUAAUUGUUCAUCUAAAGGUACGGAUGAAUAUACAAUGAAUCAGAUUAACGAAUUCCAUGCGAAUAUGAAGCGCAAAGUUAAUCAGCAACUGAAACUUGUCAUGGAACAAAUUGACCAACAGUUUGCUAAACUGGAGUUGAAUUUAGGUGAUCAGAUGCACUGGGAUUUACCCUGGUACUGUUUGGAUUGGAAGCAACUUACAAGAAGACUUGUUGAAAAAAAACGACUGGAGAAAUCACGGCAUAAAAGUUCAUUAAAAAUGCUUAAAAUUGCUGCAGAUCGAAAGUCGUCGAAUUCAAGAAACGUUGAUUUAUUUGCUACGAAUGCUGCGCCAUCGUCUUCCAAAUUAUGUAAUAAAAACCACCGCUCACUCAGUGAUUAUAUCAAAUUGAAACAAAAUGUAGUUGUUGAUGCUUCUCCCAAAAUCGAACAAAUGCAGUGCUCAUGUUCUCAAGGAUGCUGUGGUGAAAAUGAUAAAUGUAUUAAUCGAGUAGUGCAGAUGGAAUGUAGUAGCAGCUGUCCACGAAAUACGUUGUGUACUAAUAAACGAUUGUUUCGUCGUGAAUGUGUUGAACGUUUGCGAACGUUUCAAACGCUAAAUGGAUGUGGUAUUGGAGUUAAAACAGAUGUUAAUAUUGAGAAAGGACAAUUCAUCUGUGAAUACAUGGGUGAGGUCGUCUCAAUAGAAACAUUCAAUAUACGAACUCGUACUGAUUAUCGUUAUCAACAAAAUCAUUACGCUCUAAAUCUUUGUCCAGGUUUUGUUAUUGACGCAUAUCGUAAAGGAAACAUUGCUCGAUUCAUCAAUCACUCUUGCUCACCAAAUUGUGAAAUGCAACGAUGGUCAGUUAACGGUCAUUAUCGAAUUGGAUUAUUCGCUUUACGCGAAAUUUUCGAAGGAGAAGAGCUUACAUAUGAUUAUAACUGGGAUGCAUUUGAAUUUGACGAUGUAACCAUUUGUUGUUGUGGUGCACCAAAUUGUCGUCUUUUUCUCAACAAAAAUGUAAUCAUGAAUACUCGAGAAAAAGAGAUGGCACGUAACACGCAUUUACUUUUGCUGCGAAAUUUACGAAAAUCAGUAGCAUGCAAACUUAGAAAGUGUAAGAGAGUAAGAAAUUAUGUAGAAUGCCGACCAAGAAACCAGAGUACAAAGACUUCACAAUCUGUUAUGUUGGCAGAAAGCGGUGCUAUGCAUUUGACGCAACUCUGUCAAGAAAUUGUUUCAAAACUGAAUGAUUCGAAAGUGAUUUCUACGAAGGAAAUUAAGAAAUUUGCAAAAUUUGUUGCGGAGCUCUGUGAAUGGCAUGGUACUGCUAUUCAAACAGUAUCAGAAGUCUUGGAGUCUAUUGAAAUGAAAGUAAAUACUUUAAUCGAAAAAUCUAGUAAACCUUUGGAUCGAAGGAAAUUAGAUAUGUGGCGUUCAAGUUAUGCUUCAAUAAAAUCAAAGUAUUUACGACAAACAAAAAAAAUCAGCAGAGCAGAUCAUCAGCUGCAGAGACAAAAGAAAUGUAAAUCUGGCCCUCAUCGGACACUGACAGCUGUAAUUGACUACAAAUACCUUGAUUCUCAUAUCUCAGUGGGCUCCUAUGAUCAUGACAGCCUAUCAUAUCUUGGUAUUGCGGAUGCGAAUACCGAUUGUGUACGAUGUAUAUGCGGAAUAACCGAUGAUGAUGGAUCAAUGAUACAGUGUGAGGAAUGCAAUUUUUGGCUUCAUGAAGAGUGUGUUUUCGAUGACAAACCUUCAAAAGAAGUGAAAGACUUCAUUUGUACUGCUUGUGUUUGGAGUGCCAAACGUACGCUAGCAAUAUCUAUCCCAUUACGUACUCAACCUGAUUAUAAUUUUAAAGAUUGUACUUAUUAUCGAACAUUAGUAAACUCGCGACAUUUACAAGUGCGCCUUAGUGAAGCGGUUUAUGUUCAAAAGCUUGAAAAUGAUAAUCACAAACUGAUUUUGCGUCGGUUGGUGGAAUGCACAAAAGAAAACGCUGUAAGGAAAAGAGUGGUUCCAGUUGUCCGAGAAAAGGAACAAACGGAUCAGGAGUUUUAUCCUGUCUCGUUUCAUCGUAAAGAUGUUCAGUGUUUUCGGGUCGAACGUCUUUUCUCAUUUGAAGGCCAUAAAUUUGUUUUUGGUUUUUAUUAUGCCCGUCCUCAUGAAGUCUAUUGUGAACCUGGGAAAUUAUUUCACGAAAAAGAGCUUUUUGCGACAAACAUGUAUGAUACAUUACCGCUUGAUGCUGUCGUUGGACGUUGUCUUGCGCUGGAACCUAGUAUAUAUUCUCUAGGAAGACCGAAAUUGCCUCAUUAUGAAGAAAUGGAUGUGUACUUUGUGGAAUAUCAGAUGGGGAAGAAUUCAAAAUUUGAAAAAAUUCCUGCAAAAAAUCAGUAUUGCAUCAACACGGAUCCUCUUAAUUUUUCGUUGUUCGAGAAAGAAUUGAUAAUUCCCAAAACAUUCACGCCAUUUACAAUAGAAAAAGGAAAAAAAUAUCCUUAUCGUCUUAAUGUUGUGGAGCCUAAAAAUUCUUCAUGUGAUAAAAACCAACGACAUCGAGUGGCAAAUUUGGAAAAAGUCGUACAGAAUUUGCGAGUAUUAAAUAUUAGAAAUUCGGUGGUAAAAGCUAAAGAAAGCUCCAUAUCUAAUAAGUUAUCCAAACAGAAACGUUCACGUCUUUCAUAA